UUAGUCUCACGGCGUGGCACUAUCAUCCACCAUAACCACUCCGCCUCGGCUUGGAGCCUUCAUGUCACAUCCAGCUGAUCAGUACCCUAACCUAGCGAGCAGUUAGGGUUAACUCUCAAUCACUUAUUAUAGUGUAGUCCAUCAAGUCUGCGUCCGUAAGCUAACCCGUUCCUUGAGCCUCACCUUGAGACUAAUAAUUUCAUGCGAGGUCGAGAGUCAAGAAACCCGGGGGUUCUGCGCGGUUCCGGCGAUACGGCCAUGGCACUGCUGCGCGCAUCGAUGCGCAGCGUCGUCGUCUUACUCGUUGCGCUGUACCUCAGCAAUGACGUCGUAUGGACAGACGCCGCUACCACACCAACAGAGAGCGCGGCGCUAUUGGGCAUGAAGGCGUUCAUGAGUCCGGCGACGCUGUUCGCGAGCUGGAAGGGUGACCCCUGCGACGACGCGUGGCUCGGAAUAAUCUGUUCCACUACCAAGCCGCAGCACGUCGUCGGGAUCAACCUGCAGUCGCUGUCGGUCAAGGGCAUGCUGUCCAAGCACAUCGCAUGGCUGCCCUUCCUCACGAUCCUCAAUCUGCAGGGUAACGAGUUCACGGGCGAGCUGCCUAAGGAGAUCAGCACGCUCAAGUUCCUCGAGCACAUUGACGUGCGUCUGAAUCAGUUCACCGGACCAAUCCCCGACUUCACGGCUUGCACCAACAUGCAAUACGUUGAACUCUCCAAGAAUGACUUCAAGGGCCCUUUUCCCGCGUCCCUGCUCAAACAUGAUAAGAUCAUCUACAUCGGCCUGGCGGGCAAUUCCCUGAGCGGUCCCCUUCCGCUGGACUUUUCGGGCCUCAAGUCGCUCACCCACAUGACUGUCGCGGACAACCAUUUGAAUGGCACCCUUCCCGAGAGCAUUGGCCUGCUACCCAGUAUCGAAGCUGUCGACGUAAGCAAAAACGAGUUCUCGGGCAACGUGCCGUCGACUUACAAGGGCAUCCAGAAACUCAAGACUAAGGGGAACUCCCUACUCGUGGGCGGCAAAAGCGGCAAGGGCGGAAAGAAAAAGGGCGGAAAGCACAAGGGAGGGAAGCAUGGCAAUAAGGGCGACGCCCCCGCAUCGGUCCCCGCCCCUGCCUCCGAGCCUGCGCCACCUUCUGAGGCCCCCGCUUCCGCGCCUGCGUCAGAGCCCGCAGUCCCCGCGCCCGCGUCAGAGCCCGCAGUCCCCGCGCCCGCGUCCAAGCCCGCGGUGGUGAAGCCCCCACGCCCGACCCCUGGCGGAGUCGCUCCGCUCCCCGACCCCACCGAGCAGCCUUCCGCGCCCGCGUCCCUCCCCUCGCCCGUCGUCCGCCCGCCCGUGGUUAAACCCCCCGUGGUCAAGCCGCCGGUGGUCAAGCCCCCUGUGGUCAAGCCCCCCGUUGUUAAACCCCCCGUGGUUAAGCCCCCUGUGAUUAAGCCCCCGGUGGUGAAACCCCCCGUGGUGGUCCCGACUCCGCCCAUCGUCACCCCCAGUCUUCCCCCCCUCGCGCAGCCGUCGCUGCCGUCCAUGCCAGAGGUUCCCACAGCGCCGCCGACCGAGUGCGACACGUGUAACCUGAAUCAGGUGGCGUGGCGGCCCAUGGCGGACGACAGCACGAGCGCGAACCCGAAGCUGAGCACGAACGCGUCGGCGUGCGUGUGCGUGUACCCGCUGCGGUUCCGCCUGCACAUGAGCAUGAACUACGCCGCCUUCGACGAGAAGAAGCAGCGGGAUCUUGAGAUGCAGCUGGCGGACGAUCUGAUCGUCAACUACGGCCAGGUGCGCCUGCUCGCGUCGCGGCCGGGCAGCGUUGUGGCGGACAUGGCUCUGGGGCCCGAGGCGCCCGUGACGACGCUGCAGCCGGCGGUGGUGGAGCGCGUGCUGGCGUUGCUGCGCAACAACCAGCUCACGCUCUCUGGCUUCGGAUUCGUCGAGGUCACGCUGGUCGAGCCGCCCUCGGAGCUGCUUCUGCCUGCCACCCCGAACCAGUCGAACCCCGACGAGGCGCCUGCGGAGGAGAGCAGCGGCGGGUGGUCCGCGGCGGCGAUCGCGGGGGUCGUGGUGGGCGCUGUGCUGGUCGUUGCGCUCAUCUUCCUCGUUGUCGUGCUCGUGCGCUGCCGCCCGCGCCGGGCCAGCAGCGGAAAGAAGGGCGGCGGCAAGAAGGGUGGCUCGAGCAAGCGCGUGUCGGCGACAACGGUCGUUACCGCGUCGUCCGGCGGCGCGGCUCAUGGGCCGAAGAAGGCGCCGGUUAACCUGCAGUCAUGGUCCAACACCGCCGCGCGCGCCCCCCCGCCGCCAGGCGCCUCUAUGGCCGCCCUUGCCGCCGCAUCCGCCGCCAACGGCGCGCCGGGCAACAGCACGCCGGGCGGCUCAACCCGCCGCGUCCCCGGGGUCGUCGUCCUAACCCUAGCCGAGCUCCAGAUGGCAACGGACAACUUCUCCCCCGACCGCAGCGUGAACUCGGACCCCCUGGGAACCACCUUCGUGGGGACGCUCCCCAGCGGGCAGGAGAUUGCCGUCAAGCGCGUGGAGCCGAGCGUGGUGGAGGGGCAGUCAGACGACGACUUCGUGGCGGUGGCGUCUAAUAUGGCGCGGUUGAAGCACCCUAAUGUGGUGCAGCUGCAGGGCUACUGCGUGGACUACGGCGAGCGCGUGCUGGUGUUCGAGCACUAUCACAACGGGUCGCUGUUUGAUCAGCUGCAUGGCGGGAGGAAGGUGCACAAUGCCGCGGACCCCUCACAGCACCUGACGUGGGCCGCCAGGAUCGAUAUCGCGAUUGCCACGGCGCGCGCCCUUGUCUACCUGCACGAGGAGUGUGUGCCGGCCAUCAUCCACCGCAACAUCUCCUCACGCAACAUCCUGCUCGACAAGCGCCUCAAGGCGCGUGUCGCUGGUGCGGGGCUCUCCUUCCUCAACCCCGUGGGCGCUGAUGACAAGUCGCUGUCGGACCAGCUGGUGGGCGGCUUUGCCUACAACGCGCCAGAGUAUGCAAUGUCGGGGAUCUACACGGCCAAGAGUGAUGUCUACAGCUUCGGCGUCGUGCUCCUGGAGCUCCUCACUGGCCGCAAGCCCGUUGACCCGUCCAAGCCCAAGCCCGAGUCCUCUCUGGUGCGGUGGGCGGCGCCGCUGCUGCACAACGCGGCAGAGCUGGAGGCCAUUCUGGACAGCAAGAUUGUGGGGCCGCUGCCCGACGCCACCAAGCUCGCUGCCUUCGCUGAAGUCAUCACGCGCUGCAUCCAGCCGGAGCCGGAGUUCCGUCCGAGCAUGUCCAAGAUCGUGAGCGACCUGAACCACAAGGUCAAGGUGCUGCAGCCGGGGGCCAGCCGCCACCGUGCCGGCUCCUCUUCCCCUGCCUCCUCGCUCAAUGGCUCCCUGGCCGGUUCCAUCCACUAAGGCACUGCUGCUGCUGCUGCUGCUGCUCUGUCUGCAGCGGUGUUGACUGGUGACAGGAGACUUAAAAAGUGGGAGUUCUGUUAGUUAUUAUGGAGGGAGUGGCAAGUGCGUGCCAGCUAUUGGAGAUGCUAGAUAUUGGCGCUUUUCUUUCUGGGUAUUUCAGUGCACUUGGUGCGUAGAUGGCGUAUGGCGUCUGUAGUCCUUGGAAAAUAAAUUAUGGUAUUGGGUUUGUUUAGCGUUGGAGGAUGUUUCCUAGUUUUAAGUUGACCCUUUGUUAUUGUUGUAGUUCAGUAUAGAUUUCUGACUAUGCCUAUUCUCAAUAUUUGCUUCUUUUUUUUUGAUCCCAUGUUGAGCUGGUUGGGAACGAUG
This is a messenger RNA of Closterium sp. NIES-67, 3762 nucleotides long. NCBI's taxonomy places the organism in Eukaryota, Viridiplantae, Streptophyta, Zygnematophyceae, Desmidiales, Closteriaceae. The record is from the annotation of a GenBank genome assembly.